CGCGGGAUCGGAGGCACGGUCUCCGGGGGAGCCCCUCUGAGGUGAAGAGGCGGGCCCGGGGGGGCUCCGGGACUCACCGGGUCGGCCGGCGGGCCAGAGGCGGAGACGGGACCCGAGUCCGGGCGUCGCGAAUCCCGGGCCGCGCCGCCUCUCCGUGGUAGGGGAUCCGCGGGCCCGGCACGGCCGGAGCCCAGAUUCCCGGCGGGCCCGGCUCUCUUCCGGCCCUCCCUGCCACUCGGGUCGGAUCCCGCCCCGCGGGAAGGCCGCGGGGGUCAGCACCGACUCCCCCCCGCCGUAGAUGCGGACGGCCUCCAUGGCUUUGGUGGGCCUCCUGUUCCUGGCCGUGAUGGCCAUCGUGCAGCGGCCCUUGAUGGUCAGUGACAGGUUGGACGUGGACACCCUGGCCCGGUGCCGCCGGCUGGAGAAGUUGAGCAACCGGGAGAUGAGGCGGCUGGAGCGGGAGUUCGAGGAGCGACGGCGGCCGCUCCCUCCGCCGCCGGGAGGUGCCCCGGGGAUGCCCGGGAAGGAUGGCGGCGGUGCCGGCGGACGGGCGCCCCGGACGGGUGACCGGGCCGGGAAGGUGUCCGGCUGGAUCCUGAGCAACCUGGGGAACCUGGGCCUCUUGGGCCUCUUCCUGCUCUUCGAGGUCGUGCGGCAGAACCUGCAGCACGGAGCGUCCUUCGACGCGGGCAGCAGCGACGAGGACGACGGGGAGGAGGAGGACGACGACGACGGCCGGGGAGGGGAGGUCGAGGCGGCGGCGGCGACGGAGCCGAGGCUCCCCGAGGGCCUCGGCAGCUGGCUGGGGGACUUGCCCAGCAGCGAGGCCCUGGCCGGCUUCCUGGAGCAGCGCCUCGAGGCCUCCUCCCGGGUCCGGCCCGGCACCUGCGAGUUCGUGGAGAGCUUCGUGGACGACCUGCUGGACGCCUGCCGGGGGCUGGCCGGCCGGGAAGCGCUCCUGCAGCUGGAGGACUGCCUGGGGCUGGGGGCGGCCUACGAGCGGUGGGGCCCCCUGCGGGGCCCGCCCCGGCUGCGGGUGCUGGUGCCCCUGCUGCCCCCGCCGGGCAGGGCCCUGGUCCCGGAGCCGCGGGUCCGGCCGGGCGCCGGCCGCGUCGCCGUGGGGCCGGAGUGCCAGUGCGAGCGCCGGGAGGUCCCGGGGGACGUGCUGUGCCUGCUGCACCGGCCGGGGGCCGGGCCGGGCCCCUCGCCGCUGGAGGCCACCCUCUGCAGCGGCCGCCACCUGGACCGGCUGAAGACCGUGCGCUGGUUCAGCCGCCUGGUGGCUGAGGCCUGGGCCCGGGUGGCCCACAAGUACGACUUCGGCCUCAGCGUCCUGGCCCCGACCACCUGCUGCCGGCUGCGGCUGGGCUACCGCUCGGGCCGCCGCCUGGACGUCAGCGUGGUCCUGGGCGUGCAGUGGGACGAGUCCCUGGUCUACCUGGCCAGCCGGGAGGACGGGCCGGCGGAGGGGCCGGAGCCCCCGAGCGGGCUGGACUGGCCCGAGUCCUGCGCCGCCUGCGAGCAGAUCUUCCUCAAGCUGGUGGGCCGCUGCGCCCCGCCGGAGUCCUGCCACCUCCGCUGCCUGCAGGUCCUCGACUGGCUCCGGGACCCGCCGGGGGGCUCCCGGCCCGGCCCGCCCGUCCUCACGCCCUACCACUUGAAGACGGCCCUCAUGCACCAGCUGCUGCUCCUGCCCCUGUCCGCCUGGAAGCCCGAGCUGCUGUCCCAGCGGGUGCGGGACGUCCUCUCCUGCCUGGCCCGCGGCCUGCGGGAGCGCCGCCUGCCGCACUUCUGGACGGGCAACGACCGCCUGCCCCUCACGGUCCCCGUCCCCGAGGCCCUGCGCGGCGCCCGGCCCCUCAAUCUCUUCGGACACCUGGAGCGGGACCCCCGGCUCCUCGCGCGGGCCGUCCUCGAGUUCCGGGACCUCGUCGGCCGGGUGAAGGCCGCGGGCCUCCGCCCGCCCGCCCGGGACGCGUGACGGCCAUUAAACCAGAGAGGGUACGCGUC
Messenger RNA from Tachyglossus aculeatus (Australian echidna), 2010 nucleotides. It is a transcript of the gene ITPRIPL1, whose product is annotated as ITPRIP like 1. Lineage: Eukaryota; Metazoa; Chordata; Mammalia; Monotremata; Tachyglossidae. The transcript has 2 exons. Gene Ontology annotation, cellular component: membrane. The record is from RefSeq and is a predicted model, not a curated record. Bases 299 to 1981 code for a protein of 560 amino acids.